Molecule: messenger RNA, 1550 nt
Organism: Paraphaeosphaeria sporulosa
Lineage: Eukaryota; Fungi; Ascomycota; Dothideomycetes; Pleosporales; Didymosphaeriaceae
Exons: 1
Coding region: 393-1211 (272 amino acids)
Source: RefSeq, a predicted model, not a curated record
AUGCAGCCGUAGCAGCGGGUGGCGGCGAUCAGGCACACGACGCUGGCCGGCGAUGACGUCGCGCGUGGGGAUGCUGGAGGCUGCUUCCAUUUCAUUUCACUCAACGGUGACACGCCCGUCGCGCCGCUAACACCUGGGGAAGCCUCCACAGUGCGCCCCAACACCCGCAGCCCACUCCGUUGAUGACUGACCUCGGCGCGCCCUCGAUCGCAGCAGCCCAUUCCAGCCCACCGUCGCUCGCUCACCCACGAUCCCCGCGCAAACAUUCACCUGCAUCGCGAUCGCGCUCCCGGACGCCGCCCCAAUCACGGUAUCCCGCACCGCAGUAGCUCACCCGGAACGCACAAGACCCUUCCUAGUGCCGGGUAGCGUGCUAGCCAGCCGUCACCUCGAUGGAACAUUACGUCUCUCGCGGCUGCCAGACGGACAUCCAGGGCCUCUGCCACGACCCGGCACUGCGCCCGCACCCUCUUGUGUCCCCGCAGCCUGCCAACACCGGUGCUGCUAAUAACAUCACCGGCACGCCCACGCCUCCAGACGACAUGAGCCUCGACAAGACGCGCUUUCUCGUCCACGAGCUAGAAGUCACGUCCGAACCAAUGCCAGAUGCAAACCCAUUGCACGCCUCCCAGGCCGAGCAGCUGUACAACCCCAACCACACCUACAACUACACCGCCAGCACCAUGCAGCCUAGCAUACUUUCGAAGCGCAAAACGCGCCCUUCUCUCGUCGCCCGCAUCUCCCUCCCGGGCCCUGACAGCGGCCUCGACAACGAAAACCCCCGCUCCCCACCGCCCACAGAGGCCCUCAUGAGCCCGCUCCCCGCCGCAAACACCCUGCACGCCGGCCACACCCCCAUAAUACCCGGCGCGCUCUCGCCCCUGCCGUCCUCGGGCCCUGCCUCCCCCGGCGACGCAGGCCUGACCGGCCCGCUUACCCUCCCCCCACAGCCCGGCGACGGCGCAGAAGACACGAUUCCGCUGCACGUGCUCGACGCGGAGCUCGAGAAGCUGCGGCUGGCCCAGGAGCGCAGUGCGAGCGAGCGCAGCGACUCGGCGGAGCCCGAGGACGAGACCCACGAGGACGAUGCAGCGCCGCCUGCUGCGCAGACCAAGGAGAACCGGAGGAGGAGUUCGGCCAAGGACGUGGUGGAUGGGGUGCUGUUGAAAAAGCCGCGCAUGAACAUGGGCGCGCCGCUGGGGCAGGCGUAGGAGCCUAGGCCGCGGCGGCACGAGUGAUGAAUUGGAAAGUUAUUACGUUGGAUGCAUGGCGGUGGCGCGCUGAGACGACACCGCGGGAUAGCAAAAUGGAGGGCUUUGGGUACGUUGCGACAUGAGCGUUUCGACAGCAUUGUUACGGGUUGGACGGACGGAUACUCACUUCGUGAAGGCGUUUACGCGAGCUGCCACGGACGGCAGCCGUAGUCGCGUUUUGGAUGCAGAACCAAAACGUUGUUUAUCCCUGUCCCUCGUGAGGGGACGAGAGGGCGAUACCCGCAUCCGCAGCUGCAUGAGAUAGAUAGAUCAAGGCCAGAGUGCCUUUCCAUUCCC